UUCACUAGACAAUGACGCUGACUGCUCAGUUCGUUAUAGGCUGAGUCUUCUGUAUGUACCGUGUUAUUAGCUAACAUAGUGUGUAAUUGAGAAGGAUAUUUUCAGUCAGUUUUGGUAACAAUUCUUCCCCCUACCUAUCAAUUAAGCAUAGAUGGCUCACUUUUUAGGUGUUUCUAAAUGCAAGUCACAUAAUAGCUCAAUAUGGUCCUUCCAUUUAUUCAUGUUUUUUUACUAAAGCUAACACUGAACCCAAAUGUCAGCUUCUUGCUGUUCAGCUUUGUGUCUGUGUCUUACUGCAGACCUCCAAGGGCCUUGUGUUGUCAGGACAUUACAUUUCCAGGCUCACAGUGUCUGUGGUGGCCUCCCUCUGUGAACUUGGUACUUCACACUCUAAAAGCCCUUCUGAAGCCCGCCGGGAGGUCUGAAGCAACCUUUGAAGGCCUUGGGUGUGAAGCUGGUCUGCAGCGGGCUGAAAGAGAUGAAGAUAAGUGUGGUGUUUCUGGCAGCUCUGCUGCUCCCCAGCAUCCAAGCAGUGUGUCCAGAUAAAGAGCCCGGACUUCAGCCAUGGAUGCCAGGACACAGGGAGGACCACCGUGUUACAAUCGGCUAUGGCAGAAAGGUCCUUCUCACAACUUCCGCUACAGUCCACUCGAUUGAGAUUCUCAAUGGAGGAAAGCUGGUGAUUGCUGACACCAAGUGGCCCAUACUGCUUCGGACAAAACAUAUUCUGAUUGGAAACAAAGGGGAGUUGCACAUUGGAAGCCCAGACUGUCCUUAUAAAGGAAACCUCACCAUCUCCUUAUUUGGAAGACUGGACGACAGUGAUGAGGAACAUAGCUACUUUGGGAGAAAGUACGUUGGCGUGGGGACAGGAGGGACACUGGAGAUUCAUGGAAAAAAGAAGCUGUCAUGGACAUUCCUCAACAAGACCCUUCACCCAGGACAGAGCAACCAAAACAACUACCUGUUCCAGAGAAGCUGGGGAAACCGAGGCAUCAUUGUCCACGUAAUAGACCCCAAGACUGGAGAAGUGCUGCAUGAUGACAGGUUUGACACAUAUCGCAGUAAGAAUGAGAGUCGUCGCCUUGCAAAGUAUGUGGAUGGUGUAGAAGCGGGGCUCAUACUGGCCAUGAUGGUGAAUGAUGAGGGCUCCAACAACUUGGAGGACUCAGCCAAGAAGAGUAUAUCCAGGCUAGGGAGUCACCAUAUCAACAGUCUGGGCUUUCGUCAUCCUUGGACCUUUAUAGUGACAAAAGGGAAUGUGUCUUCAGUUGUGGAGGAUCAUGAUGUAUAUCAGGGGACCAAGGCCUCCUCAGAGGCCCAGAGCUCAAGUGCUUUUCUGUCAAGUUUUGGGGAGCACUUCACCAUCACCACCAGGAGCCAAUGGGUGCAAGAGGCAGAGUGGUCAGACUGGUUUGACAGGGAUGAUGAGAGGGGAUCUGGAGACUGGGAGAAACUGUCUGACCUGCAUCAGAACUAUCCAGACCGACUGUGUAGCAGUCCACUGGACAUCCAGGCUGAAACCCAUGAUGGCAUACCGUCCAACCAGACAGGAGAUGUGAUCUACAAGAAUGACAAGGACUAUGGCUUCGUCUGCCUCAACAAGGACCAGGCUCAUGGCCUGUGUCACAACUACAGGGUUCGCUUCCUCUGUGGAAAACUGGUUCGUCCACAGGCCUCUAUUUCCAUUGACAUGUUGUCGAACAGCAGCAUCCUGGAGCUCUCCGACCACCCAGCAGGCUGGGGGUCUGGGGAUCGGGUGGUUGUUGCCAGCACAGACUACUCAAUGCACCAGGCUGAAGAGUUCACCCUGCUGCCCUGUCCGACUUGCAAAUCCAACGAGGUCAAAGUCAAAGGUAAGGCCCAGUUCAUCCACGUCGGUGAGGAGGUGGACGGGGUGGAUAUGAGGGCAGAGGUGGGCCUGCUGAGUCGCAACAUCCUUCUUCGUGGUGAGAUGGAGCCUGGCUGCUAUGGCAAUGAAGCCUGCAAAUUCUUCAGCUUUGACACUUUCGGUGGACAUUUGAAGGUGGAGCGAGGUUUCAGGGCAGUUCAUAUAUCAGGGGUGGAGCUCCAGCACAUGGGCCAGCAGACGAUGGGACACUAUCCAGUCCAUUUUCACAUGAAUGGAGAUGUGGAUGAGAAGGGAGGCUACGAUCCCCCAACAUACGUCGGCAAUCUAUCCAUUCAUCACUCUUUUUCCCGCUGUGUAACCAUACAUGCCUCCAAUGGACUACUGGUAAAGGAUGUGGUGGGCUAUGACACACUAGGCCACUGUUUCUUCACGGAGGAUGGUCCAGAAGAGAGGAACACGUUUGACCACUGUUUGGGUCUGAUGGUGAGAGCAGGGACCUUGCUGCCUUCAGACAGAGACAGCAAAAUGUGCCGUGACAUCACUGAUGGAGCGUACCCAGGAUAUGUGGCCAACCCACGGCAAGACUGCAGCGCAACUUCAACUUUCUGGAUCGCCAACCCCAAUAACAACCUCAUCAACUGUGCUGCUGCAGGCUCAGAGGAAACGGGUUUCUGGUUCAUUUUCCACCAUGUGCCCACAGGCCCCUCAGAGGGGCUGUACUCCCCUGGACACACUGAACACACACCUAUGGGCCAGUUCACCAACAACAGAGCCCAUUCCAACUACAGGGCUGGAAUGAUCCUUGAUAAUGGAGUAAAGACCACCCAGGCAAAUGACAGGGAUAAAAGACCCUUCCUGUCUCUGGUUGGAGCCAGGUAUGGACCCCACCAGGAUGCUGAUCCCUUCAAACCCAGAGUCCCUGCUCUUAUCCACCACUUUGUAGCCUAUAAGAACCAGGACCAUGGAGCCUGGCUGAGAGGAGGGGAUGUCUGGCUCGAUAACUGCCAAUUUGCUGAUAAUGGCAUUGGCCUUACUCUGGCAAGUGGAGGGACGUUUCCAGAUGAUGACGGCUCGCGUCAGGAGGUGAAAAACUCGCUGUUUGUGGGUGAAAGUGACAAUCAUGGGAUGCUCCUCCCAGACAACAGGAUUUGGGGCCCUGGGGGUUCUGAUCCUAGCGGCAGGACUCUGCCACGUGGCAUCGAUUUUCCUAUCCGGGGCAUGCAGAUUUAUGAUGGUCCAAUCAAUGUGCAGAACUGUACAUUUCGGAAAUACACAGCACUGGACGGGCGGCACACCAGUGCCUUCGGCUUCCGGCUCAACAACUCAUGGCAGAGCUGCCCAAACAAUAACGUCACUGACAUCACUUUUGAUCAUGUACCUAUCACAUCACGGGUGUUUUUUGGUGAGCCGGGCCCUUGGUUCAAUAAAAUGCAGAUGGAUGGGGACAAGACUACCAUCUUUCACGAUAUCGACGGCUCAGUCAGUGAAUAUCCCGGAGCCUACCUGGUCAAAGAGGACAAUUGGCUGCUCCGUCACCCUGACUGCAUUGACGUGCCUGACUGGAAGGCUGCUAUCUGCAGCGGUCACUAUGCACAGAUCUACGUCCAGACGCGCAAUCCUGCCAACUUGAACAUGCUCAUAGUGAGGGAUGAGUAUCCUGAUCAGCCCUUGGAACUGGAGGGUGCCCUGGGGAAGAGGAAACACUACCAGCAGUUCCAGCCAGUCAUAACUCUGGCCAAAGGCUACACCAUCCACUGGGACCAGGCGGCACCUGCUGAGGUCACAAUCUGGCUCAUCAACUUCAACAGAAAUGACUGGAUCAAUGUGGGCCUCUGCUACCCACAAGGCACUGCCUUCACCAUCAUCUCAGACAUCCACAACCGCCUGACCAAACAGACCCGCAAGACCGGCGUCUUCUUGAGGACGGCUCAGAGGGAAAAGAUCAACCACUCACACCUGGCCAGAGGAUACUACUACUGGGAGGAAGACACUGGCCUGCUCUUCCUGAAGGUAAAGGCUCAUAACGACAAGGAGCAGUUUUCCUUCUGCUCCGUCAAGGGUUGUGAGAGGGUGAAGAUAACAGCCAUCAUUCCAAAAGGCAGUCUGCCCAGCAACUGCAUGGCCCAAGCCUACCCCAAACAUGCUGAGCUGCCUGUUGUGGAUGUACCCAUGCCCAGAAAGAUGUCUAAUCGGCACUCACCAGAGAACUUUCUAGAGGUCAAACUGGAGUCCUACAACACUCGCUUCUUCCACAUCAAGGAGGACUUUGCAUUCACUGAGGUGAACGGCAGGAAGCUAUACCAACUAGAAGAUGGGGUGCAACUGACAGUAAUUGAUGGCCAUGAUGGAAAAGUGGUGGAGAGCAAAGGUUUCAGGAAUUCUAUCCUACAGGGAGUCCCUGCACAGAUAGACAACUAUGUCAGUGGACUGAGAAACGGUUCCAUUGUCCUCGUGACGUCUAAGGGCCGUCUGAUUACCAGAGGAUCCUGGACCAAAGUUCUGGAGAGACUUGGAGCAGAAAAGAGCAUCAAAUUAAAAGAUAAGCUGGCAUUUGUGGGCUUCAAGGGCUCCUUCCAACCUGACUGGAUCCAUAUGGAGGUGGACAGCAACCGAGCCAAGAUCCAUCAGGUCUUGCCUGUCCCUGUGGUCCACAAGAUGAAACUAUGAGUGACAAGAAGAGUGGGGAAAACAGCCAAGUGACUAUGUAACCCCCAGAUACUGAAACACAUACCCCUAAAAGAAUACUAAUAGCACAGACAAACUCACACAUACAUGCACACUGCCAGCACUGCAGAGUCAGUUGCUCCAAGCCAUUGGUCCAGGAUCAAGUGGUGUUUAGUCAAGGUUUGGUGGUGAGAAAGAAUGAUGUGAUUUUGUAUGCUGAAAAGGUGAAAACCCUCUCCCAGAGCCAGCACUGCCCACGAUGAGCUGUGUCCAUGUAAGACUCUACCCUUCAGUGAAACCUCAGCUCGUUGGCUCAGAACAGUCAACAGUGUUUGUACAAAUGUGGCUGUCUCUACACCCAUCAUUGAUAAAGAUAGACUGAUAGACAUGCUUAAUAAUGAUUUUGUUUGUGACAGAACACUGUUAUUGCAUUGCUGAUCCCAUUGUUAUGUCUAUGUAGCUUAUUGGCUAAACUAACUAUUGGAUUUGCUCACCAUUACUGCUGUGCUGUAAAAAACUGUGCACCAGCUGACAUGGACCUGACUGGCUGUCGUGUUAACAUUAACACUGGCCUGUUUACUAAAGUCAACUCUUAAUUGACUCUUUUCCAGCUAUACAUUGUAGAGUUUUCACUUAGAAACCCGUCUUCAACCUUUAACGUUUUGUAUGUAGUCUGUCCUGUCAGACUUCUCUAUCGGUUUACUCCAGCUCAUCUACAGCAAAAACUCUGAUACCUUCUGAUGUCACUGUUAGAUGACACUGUUGGACAGUGCUGUAAGAUGCUGCUGUUAAGGUUGUGCUAUCCUCUGAAUGAACCAUAUAUCAUGUGUAAAGAUAAACUUAACAAUGAAAAGAUCUGCUGUUAGCGCGAAGAGCAAGCUGUAAUAUUCAUGCAAAUGGGGAUAAUGGCUCACUCUUUCAGUCAGUCUCUCCUUGAAAGAAUGAUCUUGAGCUCUUAGUACACACAAAAAGUGACGGAAGAACUCUGAAGCUUUACUGGCUUCACAGAUGAUCCUGUUAGAUUUUGCUGUUAGACAGUGAGACAGUAAAAAGAAAAGGCAGUACUGGCAUUUCUCUUGUACAUGAUUUGUUUGUCAAGAAUGGAAAUAGUUUGUGAAAAAUGAAAAAGGAAAGGUUGACAGAUGGAGUUUAAAUGCAAGCUACAUUCUCACUUUCACAUAAUUGGCUGUAACUAUUAUCUAGCAUGAUAUUAGAGCAAGAAGUUAUCAGUGCUGUUUCAGAUGGCUUUCAAUUAUCCAACACGCACUUUGCUUGAAGCAGACUGGUUCCCUCUGAGCCUUAAUGGCAAUAAUGCAGCUGAAUCACCAGUUUAAAGCACAUAAAUUACCAGUAGGUUCUUCUCUCAAGAAUUCCAGGUGCAGUAUAUCAGAAGGAUGACAUGUAAGAGCUGAGGAUAUAGGUGCUCAGUCCAGGACAGCCGGAAUAGUGACCAUUUGGAAAAGCUGGAAGCUGCUCCUCCAAAUUUGACCUUUUGGGCAUUUUUAGAUUCUCAAUUCAGAGAAGCUUUUUUUUUUUCUUUGCUAGUUUGAGCAUGUUCUGAGUUUGUCCUGACCAGUAACAGUAACAGCCAAUUACAGAUGAGGCAACGUCAUCUGGAAAAGGGAAAAUAGGAAAUCCUCCUGGAGGCAGAUCAGAGAGGAAAGAUAUUUGGUGUGGUUUAUCUCAGCUUGAUAAGACAGCAUUGGAUUUACUAUCAUGUGCGAGCUGGGCGGCAGGCAAACCAGUUCUGGGUCUGUACAUCAUCUCAGUGAAAGUAGAUUGUCUCUCCAAUAGCGAAGUGUUUCACAGAUUUUAUCGAACCAACCUCCUACCAAUUGCAUUCAUAUGCAAAUAUUUUGUACAAGCAGAAAAUAUUGUUAAGAAAACAGGAUGCCACCCAUAUUAAGUUGAAAAUAAAUCUGCAAAAUAUUUAAUACCAAUGCAUCUGAGUCAGUAGUGCCUCAAUGUACAUGCCUGGCAACUAAUGACAGAUUAAAACUGUUCUACCUUCUAUUAAAAGUGGAACAUCAUGGCCAUGGAUUAAUUAGUGAACAAGUGUACCAGGUGCAGGCCCAGGGCUCCAAGGGGUCAGGGAGUGCUUAAUGUAGCAUGAAGACACUUUGUUAUUAUUAUAAGUUUGACAAUAUAAGCUACUACAACAUUUCUUGUAAGAAAGCUAAUUAAAGGAGCACUAAGAGGGCAGAAGCAAAGGAACCACAGGGUGCUGAGUAAAAAGACUGCAAACGGAUGCAAAAUGUCCACAGAGAUACACAGAACAACCACACAGAUGCACAAGACCUACAAACUACCAGAUGUUUUUGUGGCUUUGACAAUUCUGUUUUACCUGCAAAAUAUUAUUUUGUUGUUUAUUAGGCCUUUUACAUAUCAGUGCCUGGAGGUGUCAGAAUUUAUGGAUAGACAUGGUAAAGAAAGUUUUAUCAAAACAACCAGGUUUUAAAGGACUAGUGUGUAGGAUAUGUAAAAACAAUGUAAAAAAGGAAAGACCUUCUCUAGAGGCAGUUUUGGUUUGUCCAAUCUGGACUACUGUAGAAACAUUUGUUUUACAGAUUAACAGGUUUCACGUGUUUAGAUUUUUCAUACUACUUUCUGCACUGGCCUGGAACACUGGAAAUAAAGAGACGUCGCUGUUAGGAAGAGUUGUAUAAAAGUGUAUCGUGUAAGUGUAUGAGUGUGAUUCAUAGGAGGCUUGGAGGUUAGAGGUUGGCCAGUUUACUGUCUCACAUUACCGUACAUUUGAAAAAAUAAAACCCUGCACAAAUAGACUUUUACAUUUUGCAGUUAUUUCUAAAAGUCUUUAUUUCUAGCAUUGUCAUUGAAUAUUUCUACAUUAAAAACUACUGGCCUAUUCUUCAGCAGACCUCGUUGAUGUCAACCAUGGUUGCUAGGCAGUUUGUGAUUCAAAGGCCAUGGCUAAUUCGACAAAGAGAGAAAAAAAUCAGAAAGUGUGAGCCAGUUAUUCAAACGCAUCUGUAACGUACAUGCAUCGCUGAACGUCUUUGCCAUGCAGGUGUCUGUGAAAUGUGGGUGUAGAAGUUGAGUGAUUUUACUAUCCUCCUUUGUUUGACUAAAGUGUUUAAAGACAGAAAAUAGUAGAACAAGAACAAGAAAAAAAACACAAAAAAACCAACAGAAACAUCUUUGUUUUGCAUCAGACCAGUGGUUAACUUGUUUUGUUUCAUUCCGAGCACUUGCUCACUUGAUAUUGUGAUGUUCUCCUGCCAUGUUUGGUUCUUUUUUUUUUUUUUUUUGUAUCUGUGUUUGUGAUCCAUCUGUCUGUGUUUUGGAAUGGACCAGCAAGAUGCCCAUGACUAUAUAAAAGAUUAACUCAAAUUGUCCACUAAAUGUUUAAUCAAGGAGUCUAUAAAUGUGCAAUUUCCCCAUUUUAAAAUAAUGGAGAAAUCUGUGUUGCAAUCAGUAAGAAAAAGGAUGCCCCCUCACCCCUCCCUUGCCGAAAUAGCUGGUCUUUUUUCGGAGGUUGUAGCAGUAAUUUAGUGUUUUGUAUGUUUAAUGUGUUUUUAAAAAUCCACAAAGAUAUAUUUUAUACUUAUUUAUUGUACAGACACAGUUGAUCCAAAUCUACAAGGGACAUGCUUUAAGUUGUCAUGUUAUACCUGUUCUGUAUGUGUACUGUAUGCAAUAAACAGAACCCAUUAUAGAUCCAUUUUAAAAGAUUUGUAUCAGACACUGCAUACAUGUAUAGGACUCUUGGUAUAGUCGGUUUACUCUAACUGUACAUCAAAUGAAUGUGUUGUAUAUGUGGCUUGGGCUUGUAAAGUGAUAAAACUCCAUGACUUUAAAUUUCUUCAAAGGAUUUUUGUACAGAAAUAAAGAACGAUUAACGAUCAA
Molecule: messenger RNA, 8383 nt
Organism: Stegastes partitus (bicolor damselfish)
Lineage: Eukaryota; Metazoa; Chordata; Actinopteri; Pomacentridae
Gene: cemip
Product: cell migration inducing hyaluronidase 1
Exons: 29
Coding region: 479-4519 (1346 amino acids)
Source: RefSeq, a predicted model, not a curated record